Cryptosporidium muris RN66 is the source of this 1644-nucleotide messenger RNA. RefSeq lists its product as uncharacterized. NCBI's taxonomy places the organism in Eukaryota, Apicomplexa, Conoidasida, Eucoccidiorida, Cryptosporidiidae. The transcript has a single exon. The record is from RefSeq and is a predicted model, not a curated record. Bases 1 to 1644 code for a protein of 547 amino acids.
AUGACAAUAAAAAGUGAUAUACCUAGAAAUAUUGUACUUGUAUACUCAUACAAAAUAUCAUCACUUUUAUAUAGUUCAACUAGUAAUAUACUUUUAUUGGAUACAUACCUAAAUAAAAUAAGUAGCGAAAUACCCUUUAUUGGUUUUAUUUGUAUAUCUUCAGCAUUGGGAAUCUUCACUGGAACUUUAUUUGCAGUAAUAAUUAAUGAUACAGAUUUAGAUUCAAAAUGUUUAAAUUUAAUAUUAAAAUUAUGUGGUUGUUUUUUAUUGUUAGCUACUAUAUUAUUAUACUUUUCAAUAGAUCUAAAUAGUGUUAUACUAUUAUGUGUGGCAUCUUUCUUAUCUAAAUGUGUUGGGGAAUUGAUUGAUAUAAUAAUUGAGUCUAUAUUUACCAAUUGUAUUAAUCAGGGUGAUAGGAGUUUAUAUUUUAUAAGAAUAAAAAUUUUAAGUGAUUUAACUUCAAUUUUUGGUCCUUUUAUAUCGCUAAUUUUAUUUUUAAUAUAUGGUGAUAGUUGGGAAAUAAGACCACUAAAAAAUAUAUUAAAAACAAACUUAAUUUUAUCAAUACCACAAUCAUUAAUUUUAAUUUUUUGGGAUUUAUUAGAUGAUAAGAAUUGGAGAUAUAAAUUUAUUUUAAAUUAUAAUAAAAAAUCAGAAUUUAAACCAAAUAUUAAAUUGGGAUUUUUAAAUAGUUCAAAUGUACCCCAUUUAAUACUUAUUUCACAAUUUAUAACUACAAGUGGUGCUGGUAUAUCAAUGAAGACAUUUUCUUUAUUCCUUAAUAGUGUAUUUAAAUUAACUCCUAUUAAUAUUUGCUUAUUAAAUAUUGUUGGUAGCUUAACAUCGUUAAUUUUUUCUAUAAUAAUACAUAAAUUAUGUAAAUAUAGUGGCAGAGCAACUAUUUCAUUGAUUUUUUGUUUUUUUACUUCAUUUAUAUUGCUAAUAAUGAGUGAAGUAGAAUCUACAAGCUUUCUUGUAGGCCUUUAUAUUCUUAGAGCUGGAUUUCAAAAUGCAUGUAUACCUAUAGAUCAUUCUAUUAUAAUGGACUUUACCCCAUCAGAUAAAGUUUUCCAGUGGAGAACUUUAUACUCUUUUUUAAAAUUUGUUUGGCUAUGUAUUACAAUAUUUACUGGAAGUACAAAAGAUACAAAUUUGGAGAGUUACAAGCAGAUAUUUGUUAAAUGUGCCUUUCUAUAUUUUUUAGCAAAUUUAAUAUAUGCUCCAUCAAUAUUUUUAGUUCCUUCCGUAGAAUCUUUUGAAGAAUUUCGAAGUAACUUUAAAAUUACAAAAACUUUAAAAGUAAAAAAUUUAUUAUCUGAAGAAAAUUUUAAUUUGGAUGAAUUAGAAAUAAUCACUAACUUUGAUAAUGAGCAAUACAGUGAAUAUCAAUUAGAAGAUGGAAAAAUUGAAGAUUCUCAAUAUAAAAAUAUUAUUAAUAAAGAUGAAGAGGCUUUAAAUGAUAUUAGUAAAAGUUAUUAUGAAGUUAAAUUAGAUAAUUGUUUAAAUAAUGAUUUAAAUUGGUAUUAUAUAAGUAAUAUAGAAACUGAUGAUACACCAACAAAUUCGAAUAUAUCAAUGGAAUUAUCACGUAGAAAAUUAAAUACUUUACAAACACUUAUUAAUGAAGACGAUCAUAAAGGUUAG